UGUCCGGAAAAUUGUGUCCUUUUUUUAACAACAUUAUUGCUUCUGAACCGUUGAAGGAAAUAAUUUACAAAUAUUCUGAAAUAGAGACGCUCCAAGUCAACCACAGCUGUUACACCACACCUAUUUCCUGGGAGGAGUUUCAGACCCGUAAGGCUUUAUAAAGUCACAACUUCUUGGCCACAACAGUUUCGAGUCCUCGGCACCAGUCUGUGACCUUUCGGGAGUGUGUGUGCUUUAUUUAAAUUAACAAAACGCCGAGGCAACAUUCAAAGAAGAUAGAAAAGAAAGUAUCACUUUUUUUAAAUGUCUCAAGUGAGUUUCGAAGUAAAUCAAAGCAACAGCAAAGUUACAUGUUUUCUGAAUUGUUUAGCAUGAGAUCGGAAGGUAUCGAUUCUAAUCCAUUUGUAUUUCAGCGAGCUUGAAGCCGGUUCCUCAUUUCAUCCUGGAAAAACUAAUGAAGAUCUGAUUUGCUACUCUCGUUUGGACUUCGGAGCUGGCAUUAUUAUCUCUUUCCUCUUGAACUGCCGUUAUAAAUGUAACUGAUUAAUUACGAGCAAGCCACAAGAUUGUUUUUAGAAAAUAUUUAUUGUGCAAAAGAAAAUUAGAGGAAGUUUGCCACUUUCUGCUGCCAAGUUCAACGGUUGAGUUCCAGGGCAAAAAAAAGAUGCAGCUCCCGGUUCUUCUCAACCUGCUUCUCCUGUGGGACAGUCUGCCAGUCGCUCUCUCCCUCUCCACUUGCAAGACCAUCGACAUUGAACAGAUCCGGAAGAAGAGGAUCGAAGCGAUCCGGGGCCAGAUCCUCAGCAAACUCAAGAUGUCCAGCCCCCCCAAGGCCGAGCAGGUGACAGUGACCAACGAGGUAAUGGUUCUGUACAACAGCACCAAGGAGCUCCUGGGUGACCUGGUCAAGGAGCAGCAGCAGGCAACCGCUGCGACUCAGUCAGACUAUUAUGCCAAAGAGGUGCACCGCUUUGACACUUUAGAGGACAACUCAGGAAACCGAGGAGGUCAGGAUGCUGACUCCUCUCACAAAAACUACCGGUUCAACAUCUCCUUGGAUAUUUCCAGUGAGUCCUCCUUGCAUCGAGCUGAGUUCCGACUCUAUCGAAUGCCCCGGGAUGUAGCGGUUACUCCAGAGCAGCGGGUGGAACUUUAUCAGGUUGGUUCACAUGGCAACACAUACCUGGACAACCGCCUGCUGAAAACCAAGGGAGAAGAAGAGUGGAUCUCGUUCGAUGUGACAGAGACAGUGAAAGAGUGGCUGCUAAAUAAAGAGACUGACCAACAGCUGAAGAUCAGUGUCCACUGCCCCUGUGAGAAUUCCAAUCAGAAUCAAGAUCUUCAACUGAAAUUCUAUGAGUCACCACGGGGGGACUUGCAAGCCCUGGCAAAGCGGAACCGGAAGAUGGCACACAUCCUCAUCAUGUCCACUCCUUCGACCAGGGCUGAGACUCACAGUAGGAGAAAACGGGACCUUGACACAGACUACUGCUUCGCGUCUGCUGAAGAGAAGAACUGCUGUGUGCGGCGCAUGUACAUUGAUUUCCGAAAGGAUCUCAACUGGAAGUGGAUCCAUGAGCCCAAAGGCUACUAUGCAAACUUCUGCAUGGGACCCUGUCCAUACAUAUGGAGCUCGGACACCCAGUACAGCACUGUCUUGGCUCUGUACAACUUGCACAACCCUGGAGGCUCUGCAUCCCCUUGCUGUGUCCCCCAUGUCCUGGAACCUCUGCCUAUCCUCUAUUAUGUGGGCCGGCAGCCCAAAGUGGAGAAACUCUCCAACAUGGUUGUGAAGUCAUGCAAGUGCAGUUGAAGGUCCAACUUAGCAAAGACGGUCCAGUGCCAGCAAAAUCUAGAGCCAAAGUUGAACCAACUCAAGCCUUCAGGUGGAUUAUAUCUGCAUGGACAUAUUCAGCACAUGUCUAAUGUGUGAAAAUAGAGGCUUUCUGUUUGUCUUUUUCUAUUCAGAAUGUUGUCCACUAAUUCCUGCCAGACCACACUGGACAGUCUGACUCAUGUCUACGUCGAUCUGGGCUCCAGAAUUCCAGCUCCAGCUAAGUUGGAGACUGCAUUUCAGUGUUUUUAUAUUUUUAAAUGACCAACAUUCCUAUAAUUUAUAAAUCUAGGGGUCUUUUUGAACAGGUUUAUCCUGUAGUACUGUUAAUUGUCACCUUCUACACUAGGCCCUGAUCUCUUGGCCUUGAAAGCAGCAUUGAAUCAUAGACCAAUAAUUCUCUUGAAGCUUACAGCACUCUUCACAAUAGAAGUGUCCCAUUGUCCUUCGACAUAAAAUAAAUGAUUCAGCUGCCUCCCAAACUGGUUCAAAAAUUCUGGGCAGCUGAUUAUGGGGCAGAGAGUCUUUAGGUGAACUUUCUAAUGCUCACUGGGCAGCAUUUUGAGGAGUGCGUUGCUUCAAGACUGGGCCUUCGGCCAUAGCCUGACAGGAGAGGAGAGUCAAAAAGCAAAAAUAACAGCAUUAAAAAAGAUGGUUACGCCAUGAUGGUCUAAAUACAUCCAACAUUAACUUGAAGAGGACCAUGAAGCCAAUUCAACACAAAUCAAACAAGGGGUUUCAUCAAGACAACAUUUGAGGAUGAAGGCCUAAUAAGAAGGGAUAGGCCUAUUCAGGAAGAUUGAAGAUCAAACUCCUGGUUAACACUGUCCAUUCUGAGUACUUAUUUCUGUGCCUUGGGCUCCAAACAGGAUAAAGGCCUCAGUCUGGCAUGUUGACUGAAGAAAUAUGUGCUGCCAAAUAAGCGUAUGUGUUUCUAAAAAAUUGUUUCUUGAUGACAUUGUGCAUCAGUUGACCUUUUAUACAGUAUUUCUUGGGUUGAAGGAUGGAGAGCGUUUGUUUGUGAUUAACUUUCUCCCAUUCUUCUUAUUCUUGUAUGUUCUGGUAGUAUCGAACAUUGAGAAGGUUAAGCUGGUGUGUGGACAACACCCCCCUAACAAGUUGUCCUCCAUCUUAUCUGCAGAGCUUCAUGUCCUUUUAGUGUGGCAAUGUGUAGGGGCAAAUUAAAACGAUUAUUCCCCUGUUGGAACUUUGAGGGGAGAUGGUGGCAUACUGCCACUGCUACUGGGUUAGUAAUCCAGCCAGCCCAGGUUAACUAUUUGGGGAAAACCAAAAGAACUGUGAAUGCUGUACAACAGAAACUAAAAACAGAAGUUGCUAGAAAUGCUUAGCAUGUCAGUCAGGACUGGGGAAGGGUCACCAGACCUGAAACCUUAACUCUGAUUUUUUUCUUCACAGAUGCUGCCAGACCUGCUGAGCUUUUCUAACUUCUGUUUUUGUAACAAUUUGGGGUCACAGGUUCAAAUCCCACCACUACGAGUGAUGACAUUUAAAUUCAAUUAAUAAAACUGGCCUCAGCAACAGUGAUUGUAAAACUACUGUAAGUUGUGAAAAAAAAACCCUAUUGGUUUCAUUCAAACACUUUAAGGAAGGGCAUCUAUCAUUCUUAGUGAAUCUGGCCUUUGUGAUGCUGGGCCCAGAUUAGGUCAGGAUGGGAGAUUUUGUUCCCUAGACGACCUUAGUGAACCUGACGGGUGUUUAUGACAAUCAAUGAUUCAUUGUUGACAUUACUGAUGAUUAGCUUUCAACUCCAAAUUUUAUGAAAUGAAUUUAAAUUCCACCAAUCAGUAUAGUGGGAAUGUGUUGCUACGUCCCAGCAUUGGUCUCGGCCUCUGGAUUUGCAAACCAGUGAUGUUACAAUUAUACCACCAUCUUGCCACUUUUUGUACUAUGAAUUUCUCAUUGUCACUCAGAACCAGCUGCACAUUGAUAUGCUAUCAAUGGGCAGCAGUGACACUAGCAAGGAACGUGUAAACCUCAUUGCUCCUGCUGGAUGGUCAAAGGUCAGAAACCAGAGGGCAGGAGCCUUCCAAGAACAACGACAUGAGAAGCAUAAAGGACUUUAGACAGGCAAGUAAAUAAUCCAGAAAAAAAAGCAAUGUUUAUUCGAUCAGCAAAAAUGAACUCAUUGACUAAUGAAUUUUUGGGUUACCAAGAAUGAUUAAAAUUAGUCCUGGAGAUUUCAUUACAUGACUUGUCCUUGAACACCACCACCACCCCCCCUCCCAACCAAAACCUCAUCAGGUUUGCCAACAGCAGUGUCCUGGAGAUUGAUAAUCGAUUCCUACAGCCUCUGGGCAGUUGUUGAACGGUGGACAUUUGACUAAUGGCUUUGUGUUUGGUGUGUGUUGAGAUCUGAAGUCAUUGGAGCUGAUACAUAGGUCGUCUCCAAUGUUCAAGAUGGAGAUGACGUGAAUUCUUUUACUCCAAAUUCACAUUUGGAAUUCUUUUCCCCAAAGAGCAGUGGAGACUGAGUCAUUGAAUAUGUUCAACACUGACUUCGACAGAUUGUUGAUUGACAAGAGAGUCCCAGUUUCUUAAGUUGUACAUGGGAAAGUAGAGUUAAGGCCAUGAUCUGAUUGAAUGUCAGAGCAUGCUUAAAGGGCUGAACAGACUUCUCCUCCUUUUUCUUGUCUUCUUGAGUUAAAUAAUUGAAUGAUGCAACUGCAGAACUUCACCCUAACCACCUGCGAUCAUUUAGUAACAGCCAUAUCAUUUAGUGCAGCAAUAGAAAGGAUUUAAUUACUUUGACUCUCAUCCCCGCCCAUUCCCGCACCUUUCAGUCUAACCGAGUACAGAUAUUGUAAGGGAAUGUGAUGACUUUACAGUGGGUAACCCAAUGUUACUUUGUAUUGCCAUUGAAUCCUGAUGUGGAAGUGCCAGUGUUAGACUGGGAUGGACAAAGUCAGAAGUCACACAAUAUCAGGUUAUAAUCCAACAUGUUUAUUCGAAAUCGCAAGCUCUUGGAGAUUAGCUAUUAUAGUUAUUGAAUCAGACUUUGUUGCUUCUGUUGCCAAGAUCUCACUGAGAGGAAGGAAGUUUGAUUUGCCAACCAAAGUAUGGAGAGACUACAACCCUGCCCCCAUUUUGUUUUACCAUCCGACAUGCAGCAGUUAGUUCCUGUUGGGCACCACACUGACACAAUGUACCCAAGCAUUUGAUUUGAUCAAGAAUUGGUUGUUUGAAGUGACUGUAAGAGCAAAAUGGCAUUGUUUGGUGAUUUGUUUAGGUCUUUAACCCUCCCAAGACUUGGGACAUCACUAUGUCUGUACUUGCUUAAGCUGUUGAACCUUCUUGAAUCUUGAUAUUCCUCCAAGUCUCAUGAGGAUUUUGUUCUGUCUAGCACUGCGGCUGUACCUUUGCCUGCCUACAUUCUAGAAUCUAGAACUCCCUCUAUAUUUCUUGAAAUCCGCCUUUUUGACCAAGCUUUUGGUCAUUUUACCUAGUUUCUCACCCCCUGAUUUGGAAUCAUUUGUUUUUAAACCAAAUUAAUUCAUGGGAUGUGAGCAUUACUCGUGAGGCCAGGAUUUGUUGCCCAUCCCCAACUGCCCUUUGAAGAUGCUCAAGAGUCAGCCACAUUGGUAUGGGUCUGGAGUCACUUGUAGACCAGAUCGGGUAAGGAUGGCAGAGUCACUUGUAGACCAGAUCGGGUAAGGAUGGCAGAUUUCCUUCCCUAAUGGGCAUUAGUGAACUGGAUGGGUUUUCAUGACAAUAAUUGUUGCCAUGGUCAUCCUUAUUGAGACUAGCUUUCAAUUCCAGAUAUUUAAAGAAAUUGAAUUUAAAUUCCAGCAGAUGCUAUUAUGGCAUUCGUACUUAUGUCUGCAGAUCGUUAGCCUAGACCUCUGGAUUACCAGCUCUGGUGAUAUCACUACUAUGCUACUAUGUUGUUUCUCCCCAAGUUGCUCUGUUAUUGCUUCAGUGAAACACUUCAGGACAGUUUUACUGUGCUUAAAAAGGGCCGUAUGAAUGCAGUUUGUUAUUAUGUGUGAUCUCAAGGAUACCAAAAUGAAAAGUGUCAAACCCAAGGGUCAGGGCCUGUUGAAGUGGGCAAGUUUCAGAGACGAUUGCAACACUUUAACAUGUACAGAACCCUGGUGACACUUCUAGUAACUGAACAAUAAUUGCUCUGCAGCUAUACUUCCAUUUCAAGACAAAAUAUCAACUAUCCAUCUGCAACCUAAGGAAGCUAAACUCCUAACAGAACAGCAAAAAUUCAAAAGUGGGUUCAGUGUAGUGGCAUUUCCUGUUUCUGACGAAAUUAUAGUCUCAGAUCACCUCAUUGACAAAGCGCCAUUCCAUGUCAGUGAACCACGUGUGUCUUUUCAGUUACUGACGAUCAUUAACACUUGUUGUUCGAAUGACGUGUUAAUCAUGGGCAGUGAUUCCUUAUAUCACAGCAAGGGACUUCCAGAGGAGAUGCUGCCUCGUCGUCCUUGUGUUCUUAGAUUAUUUUCAAUCAGUAUCUUUAGCAAGCAAUCAACAGCUGGAAUAGGGUUUACUAGGACAGCACUGAAUUAUUAAUGGCCUAAGAACAACAAGUGUUUAAUGAGCCAUGGUUUGGUGGCUCAGGACCAUGACUGAUGCUGAUGUCAAGUUUUUUUCACAUUUCUGUCAUAGCCAUCACUGACUGGCAAGGUUAGCAUUUGUAGCCCAACGCCAUUGCUCUUGAAUUGAGUGCUUUGUAAGGGCCAUUUUGGAAUGCAGUUAAGAGUAACCCACGUUUCUGUGGAUCUGGAGUCACAUGUAGGCCAGACCAGAUAAAGGCAGCGGAUUUCCUCUUCAAUUAUCCCUGAAUGAAGCAUAUGCCCCCCCCAAAGAUUGGCAAUAUUUUAAACUGAGACCAGUUUAUGCUGGGAUUUGAGCUCAUGACCCCAAAUAAUAAUCUGAACCUUAGAUUUACUAGUGUUAUAACCUUACCACUAAGCCAUUCUCUUCCCCUGUUUUUAGGAAACCUUGCACAAAACCUUCACUUGUACAUAGCAUCUGCAGUGUAUGUGGAGGAAAGUGGUGAAGUGUUUUACUUUAAAAGCAGUAUUGGUGUUGUUUACCUUGUCAAAUGCCUGUCCUGUUGGAGAAGGUGUGUGGUUUGUUCUAAUGUCGACAGAUCAUUUGAGGAAUGUGAAAAACACUCCCAGGUAACCUAAAGCUUGAUUAUAAUUGCCAGCAAACAGGCAUUACCUUUCUUUUAUUGUUGAAUCUUAUUAAAACAAAAUCUCUGACACCUUGGUAAAUAACUUUAAGAAAUUGAGGACUGGUGGUAUAUAGGCAAAACCUGUACACAUCCAUCAACUGGUUACCAUGAUGCAGUGCAACUAUCAUCGCAAAGGAACAGCAAUUGUGUAGAUAUAAUGGAACCCUUCCUUCUUCUCCAAUGGGUCACAAUGAACUUUCUCUACGGCCUCAUUGUUUGACAAUACAAUUAUAUAUCUUGAUAUUUUCAGUAGGAUGCAUAAGCUGUGGUUCAGUUGGUAGCAACCUUGCCUCUGAGUCAUAGAUCUCUGGUUUCAAGUUCUAUUUCAGUUUGCAAAAUUAAUGCUGUCUCUCCAGCACAGUACUGAGGCAACACAGCACUGUCAGAGGUACCAUCUUUCAGAUGAGAUUAAACUGAAACUGCAUCUGCCUGCAUGCUUGGCUAGAUAUUUCAGCUCUCCCCAGUUUCCUGGCCAAUAUCUGUCCUCGAGCAACAUUACCAAAGUGCAUUAUCCAGUUAUUCUCCCAUUGCUGUUUGUGGGAGCUUGCUGUGCACAAAUUAGCUGCCUUAUAUCCUACAUUUCAACAUUUCAGCAUUUGUAUCCCACCCCCAUUGCUCUUGGGGUAGGCUACACUAAAACAUACCUCAGUUUCUGUAAAAUGGUUUGAGAAGUUCAGUGGUCUUUCAGGAUUCAAUUUAAAUGAAAAUUCUCCCCUUUUCAUAUCAACAUCCACACCAUGAACCCUGAAAAGAUCAUGAGCGAGACAAUCAGUGGGCACAGCAGAUCAGGCUAGAUUUUUAUUUCUUGGGCUCUUUUUCACCAUUUGAAGAUAGAUUCCAUUUAUAGGGUGUUCCAUUUGAUAAUGAUAACUGAGACAGGAACUCAAAGAGGAAACUAUUAAAAACAGCUACAGACAAAGGGAUAUUUAAGGAAAAAAUGAUCAUAUUAGUGACUUGUAGUACAGUAGUAGUAGAGUCUCUCCCUCUGAGCCAGCAGGUCAGUUUCAAAUCCCAGAGGUGAAUAGUAAUAUCACUGGUCAGGUUGAUUAGAAAAUAUUUUUAAAAAGGCCUAGGAAGAGGUUUUCUGAUAUGGCCAUUUUCUAAAAUGUGUGGAACAGCAGCAUUGUACUCAAUGUGUGUUCUCAACAUUAAAUUCAUUUUUAGUCAUAGAAUUCUUAAAUCUAAGGCAUCAUUUUAAGAUUCAAAUCCAUGCAAUAGGAGUUUGGGUUGGUGUUGGGGCUAUGAUAAGAGGGUUGAUGUUGAUGACUAGUUGCCCUCAGAGCCCAUCCAACUCUUCCUUUUCCUCACUGUUUAGCUUUAAUAAGUUCAAAGUUUGACCCAAGUAUUGAGAGCUGUGAAUGAUUUUCAGAAUUACAGAAUUAUUACAGUGCACAAGGAAGCCGUGCAGCAGCCCAUUAAAUGAACGUCAUUACCUAGUGGCAAUCCAUUGCUUUUUCCCGUUGCACACUAUUUCUAUCUAAAUAAUCAUCCAAUGCCCUCUUGAAUGAUUUGUUCUUUGUGCUCAUACAUCUUGGUGUGACAGUGUAAACACAGGAUAAGGUGAGAGUCAACUUUGCUGUGAAAGUGCUUCUUCAGACAAUCAGUUCAGCAGUGUUUCCCAAGGUGCUACAGUAGCAAUGAAGCAAUUUGUUGCUUUCCUUCUUGUUGUCAGACUCCCUAAUAUACAGAUCUGGGACUCUCCUGGCCAAGUUAGUCAUACAAGCCAAUGGGACACAGUCAGGCUGAAGGCUCAAUGUGCAUAGCUCAUUGGGAAAGGGAAGGUUAGUGGUGGUUGGGGGUGGGGGGUGGUGGAUGUUGGCGGCAGUGGGGAAGGUUAAAAAAGUCACCAAUGAAAGAAAGUACAAAUGUCCCUCUCCUUAAUCUGACUGUGCAGGGUGAGUUAGAAGGAAUAUUCCUCAUUGGGUCUCUGACCUGAUCAAAACUUUGAGUCUUUUAGAAUUGCACUAAGAUUUUUGACAUGUCCUAAUAUUUUUGAAGUGACGGAAUUCUGAAAUCCUUUGUGUGUGUGUGUGU
Messenger RNA from Stegostoma tigrinum, 9077 nucleotides. RefSeq names its product transforming growth factor beta-3 proprotein-like. The record is from RefSeq and is a predicted model, not a curated record. The transcript is spliced from 7 exons. Gene Ontology annotation, cellular component: extracellular region. NCBI's taxonomy places the organism in Eukaryota, Metazoa, Chordata, Chondrichthyes, Orectolobiformes, Stegostomatidae. The coding region runs from base 665 to 1813 and encodes 382 amino acids. Gene Ontology annotation, molecular function: cytokine activity; type III transforming growth factor beta receptor binding; growth factor activity. Gene Ontology annotation, biological process: transforming growth factor beta receptor signaling pathway; BMP signaling pathway; regulation of cell population proliferation.